Molecule: messenger RNA, 6433 nt
Organism: Penaeus vannamei (Pacific white shrimp)
Lineage: Eukaryota; Metazoa; Arthropoda; Malacostraca; Decapoda; Penaeidae
Biological process (GO): positive regulation of TORC1 signaling; cellular response to amino acid starvation
Cellular component (GO): Seh1-associated complex; vacuolar membrane
Molecular function (GO): signaling adaptor activity; protein binding
Source: RefSeq, a predicted model, not a curated record
UGAAGAGCCGAUCGUUAUGAUAUUUAUUUCUCCUAUGUAUAUAAGAUAUGGCUGUGCGAUGGAGCAGCGAAAAUGUUGUCGCCGAACACAGAGAUUUACAAGCCACCGCCAUGGCACUGGAUUGGCGUGGUGACUACACGCUUCUGGCUGGGAGACGUAACCUAGCACUCAUCUCACUAGAGAAACCCUCUGAAAUUGUCAAGAGGGUCAACAGAACACAGCAAAAGUAUGAUGUUACAGCAGCUGAGUGGAACCCAAAGCAAGCUCUGGGACACACCUUUGUCAUUGCAUCAGGGGAAAAAGCUGAGAUAUGCCAGUGGACGGAGGGGAGUUUGAAUGGAAUGACGACUCUGCGAGCCCACACAAGAACUAUAACAGACCUCAAUUGGCACCGUUUUGAUCCUCAUCUACUAGUAACUUGCUCCAUAGACACCUUUGUCCACAUAUGGGAUACGCGAGAAACACGCAAACCUAUUGCCUCACUCUCAGCUAUUGCUGGGGCAUCACAGGUUAAGUGGAACAAGUUGAACCCACAUAUCCUGGCCUCUGGCCAUGACUGUGAUGUGCGUGUGUGGGAUCACCGGAAGCCAGGUCAACCCAUGCAGUAUAUUGCUGCCCACCUCUCCAAGAUCCAAGGCCUGGACUGGUCUCCCAACCAUGAGAACCAUCUGGUCACCUCGUCCAAUGACUGCACAGUGAAGUUCUUUGACAUCCUCAACCCACGCAAGGCUGAGAACUUCAUCAACACACUGUCUCCUGUGUGGCGGGCACGAUACACACCCUUUGGUGAGGGGGUAGUGGCAGUGGUGGUGCCCCAGCUACGUCGUGGAGAGAAUUCACUGCGCCUUUGGUCUGUGACAGACAUGAGCUCCCCUGUGCACACCUUUGUGGGCCACUCAGAUGUUGUGCUAGAAUUUGAGUGGCGGCAGAACCUGAGCAAUCCUGGUGACUACCAGCUGGUGACAUGGGCUCGUGACCACAGCCUCAGGAUUUGGAAGAUAGAUCAUCAGCUGCAGAAGCUGUGUGGACACGAGAUGGAUGAAGAGGUUAUGUUAACAGAACGCACAGACAGUGAUUAUACUAGUGACACUACACCAACACCAGGCCCUGAGGCAAAUGAUGUUGAUGGAGAUGGAGAAAGGAGAGACUUGGUGCUCACCAAUAGUGACACACAUCAGACUGAAGCUGAUAACUCUAUUAUUGAUGGAUGUGAUCCUGAUAGAAGCAGUAAUUCAAACAAAUUCAGCAUGAAUAGUACAAAUAAGAGUACACAAGAAACAAACAGUGGAACACCCCAGGAAUCGGAAAUUGUGCUAGCAGAGACUGUACCUCCUCAGGCAUCACAGACUUUAGUAUCAGUGGCCACCCCUUCGCCCACACAUCAGGUCACCAACUUUACAAGUACCCUCCCUGCAGCAAACAAAGCAAGCACUUCAGUAGUAGGUUUGUCUUCAACUCUCCCUGCCGGCAGCAGCUUGACAGUAGGACAGCCCAUGACAUUGCAGCAGGAGUUCUCGUUACUGAACACUUCAUUGGAUAACAACCAAGUCAAUUCUGUAGAAGUUGUGAAUGGAGUGGAGGAGGCAGGAAGCAGAGAGAUCAAAAUCUGUCGAGAAGGAAGAGAAAUUGGUGGGUUGGUUAAAGAAGAGGAGAACUCGAGUGGAGGAGACAGCAGUGGAUUGAUUGAAGAGCCAUGUCACCUUUCUGGAGACUAUGUAAUCGUGAAGAAAGAGGAGGGUCAAUUGGUGGAGUGUGGCAGGGAAGAAGAAGUAGACAGCAUAAUGAGAGGAGCUGAAAGAAUGACUCAGGAUCCUGAGGGAUUGGUGGAAGGAGACAACAACUUUAAGGGUAGUAAUCUUGUGGGACAGGCAUCAUGUGUGAAGGAAGAGAAAACCAGUUUGCAUGAUACAACUUCUGGGCAGAAUUGCAUGGAUUUAGAGAACUCUAGUGCCAUAGUCCACACAGUAGUUGACUUUGUGAAAGAACUAGAUAGUGAGGAUGAUGAACACCAGUUCAGCACAUGUGACUUGAACUCUAUAACUGCUAGAGGUAACAAACAACAUGAACAUAAAGAGAUGGAAGAAGCAGAGAAGAGAGAGAGUCUCUUUGAAUUCAGGAGUGUAGAGGUUAUGCAUGAAGGUCAGGAAGUGAGUACUUCUAGUGAUGGAGACCUAAAGUCACUCACAGUAAGUUACUUGCUUGAACUAGAGAAUGGGAAGAGAGAACCACUGGUUGCCAGUAGCAGAGGCUAUCCUAACAACCACAUUAUUAAGAUCAAGUCUUAUACAGAUGAUUUAGAGGAAGCUGCAGAUAAAGACAGUCAUAGAUACUCUAUGGGCGAGGAACCUGCCCUUCGUAUUAGAUUUAGCAGUGAGAGUGAGAUGACAACCUUAGAGCAUGUUGUGAAACAGAGUGAAAGAAUGAGUAUGUCCACACAAAGUUUGGAGGGAUGGUUGGUAGACAGUUCAGAUAUGAUUAGUCUGGUGCCAACUAGUGAAGCUGCUUGUCUUAAAGAGGUGGAUAUGGGGAAGGAGGAGGCAGUAAUACAUAUUGUUGAAUGUGAGGGGGGGCUUGAGGCAAAUGAGAUUCCGGCCACCUCCACCCUGCUUACUGGAGAUGAUGUGGCAUCCACUGAAGCCUCCACACUGGGUGAGGCAGAAGAAGUAGUUUCAGAGCAGGUGAUGGACACAUCACCCCUGAUGCUGUCCCUACCACUGGUAACUGCACAAACCACAAUGAGUGCAGCUGUUAUGGAAGGAUCCAUUCUCAUUAAAGGGUCUAAAAAUGAGUCAUUACAGGUCUCUGCAAAACUUGUGUAUUUACCUGACUGUGAAGAGAGGAAUCUGGGGCCACCUGAGGAGGCAUGUGCUUCCCUUGCACCUCAGCUCCUUGAAGGGGGCGUGCUGGUCCUUGGGGACAAUAUAAUCAUGCUGAGCAACCAACUCUACCUCACACAUGUUGAACUUGUGGCAGCUGAGGGUGAUACACAUACACAGAUAUCUAUUAGUCUCCCUACAGAUCCUGUGGAGAAUUAUCAUGAAAAGAAGGUCAACUUUGUGCUCAUUAGUUUAGGGUCAGAGCAAAACCUAGUUAUGGCUUCAGCUCCCUGCACCCCACAGAAGCUGGUGAGGCUCCUCCAGGAUGAUAGGAUCUCUGUACGCAAUGCACCUCACAGUGAUGAACCAGGGAUCUUUCAGUGUGACAAAUGUGAUAAGUCCUAUAAAGUUCGCUCUUCUUUAAAUAGCCACAAAGUCACACACAAUUCAGAGAAAAUGUACAAAUGUGAUGAGUGUGAUAAAGCUUUCCAUUACAGUACACCACUACAGAUCCAUAAGCGCAUCCACACAGAUGAGCGGCCAUACAAGUGUGACAGGUGCUCUGCUUCAUUCCGAUCCAAAGCUAACCUGAAGUACCAUGAAAGACUGCACACAGGAGAACGUCCUAUUACAUGUCGAGAGUGUGGGCAAGGCUUCAAGGACUACACAUCCCUGAAGAGACACAGACAGAAGGCUCAUGAGAUGUCCAGUCUGAAGUGUGGGGAGUGCAGUGAGGUGUGUCUGUCUUUGGAGCAUUUGACAACACACAUGUGGCAGAUGCAUGAUCUACUGUAUGUGGAGGAGAGUGCCAGCAAAUGUGAGAAAUGUGGUGAGACAUUCACAGACAAGAGGACGUAUAACAACCACAUUAUGAUGCAUGAACGGAGAGAUAAGGCAGCCCAAGUGGGGCUUCGCAAACUUGCAGAUUACACUCACCGAUGUGGUAUCUGCAACAUGACAUGCCAAAAUAAGACACAGAUGCUCUUGCACAUACAAAUUCAUGCAGCUGUAAAGAGAUUUAAGUGUCGAUACUGUAGUAGUGCAUUCAUGUAUCGUUUUCUUCUGGCACGCCAUGUGCGAGAACAACAUCCAGAUGACCCAGAAUGGUUUUGCCAGCAUUGUGAUGAUAUCUUUGAAACGUGCAGAAAGAUGACCAUGCAUAGCUGCCGCACAGUACGAGGGGAUUACAGCUGUCCACACUGCCCCUUCAAGACUGAAGUGCGACACAGACUGUUCAGACACAUAGUGAAAACGCAUCCAGAAGACAAGAUGCCAUACUAUUGUGAGUUCUGCAAAAACAGCUUUGAAGACCCCAACAAGUUGCGCUAUCACCAGAAACGUGAACAUCCUGAGAAGAUGCUUGUGGUUUCUUUACAACGUGAAUCAGCCAAAAAUAACAGUGGAGGUGUUGGGGGUGGGGGGAAAGACAAGAGUGAUUCUCCAAGCAUAGAUAUGUCACAGGUGGAGAUGACCAUUGAGGGUGAUACACUGGUAUACUUUAUUCCUGAAGACUUGCGAAAUGAUGAGGUUUUCAGGGAGAAAGUUAAGUUUAAAUGUUUUUACUGUGAAGCUAAAUUCCCAAUCAAGAACUCCAUGACAAGGCACAUCCUUCGUGAGCACCCGGGGGAAAAGGCGUACAAAUGCCUCAAAUGCAACAUCUUCUUGAAGUCAAGUGUGGAAUCAAAGAACCACCACCGCCGUUAUCACAGAUUCUCAGAGACAGGAGGUAGGGAUCCCCACCGCAAUGAGAGGGCAAUGAUGAAAAGAGCACAGUGGCUGCAGGACCAGUUAAACAGCUCAGAGAGUCGCAUAAAGAACCUCUACAAGUUCAGCUGCCGUUUCUGCCAGAUGAUGUAUAGAGAGAAGCGGUCCUUGGUGGCACACUACCGCAAAAGGCAUCCGGACGAAGAAUGGGACUACUUUCCAGAUAAGCCCAUUCGUGCUGUGGCCAAAACACGCCAUAAGAAGAGGAUCCUCGUCUAUUAUGACUGCAGUUUUCACGAUGACUGUAAUGCUGUGUUUGAUGACCUGUCAAUGUUGCACCAACAUCUUUUCAAUGCCCAUGAUAUUGCAGAGGAAUAUAGUGAUAGAUAUGUAUCUAAACGUCUAGUUAUUGACCAUUUGCGGAGAGGGAGACUACCCAAGAAUGCUAUAGACCGGCAGGCCCGAAGAGUUCAAAUUGGUAAGAGAAAGUUGGAGAUAAGACAGGAUUCUGUCAUCCCUUCCACAGAUAUGGACACAGAUAAUGAAGAAAUUGUUGAUGAUCCAGUGGGUGUAGUUGAUGCCCUAGAUUCAAAAGUUUAUAUGAUGAAUUCUUUACAUGAAUCCUUAACCCCUGACUUAAGUGUGCAGGAGAGUGAAGAAACCUCAUCAGGACUAGAUAGAAAGAGAACAAGGGCUUCCUCUUCCAGCUGGUGUGAGCAGAAGCAACAUAGUCACAUAGAUGAUAUAGGGUCGCUCCAUGAUGUCAAAAAGAUGUUAUAUCGUUGCCACCGGUGCAACAGAUCAUUUACCAGUAGAGGGGAAUAUCGUGAGCAUGUUGCUCGGGCUCGCCAUGUGGAUUGCCGCACUAUCAAAUAUGAUCCUCUCAUCAAAAAGGAGCCGGUAGAUGAUGGUAGCUUUAGCGGGACUGAUACCAUUGACUGUUAUGAGUCCUCGGUGGAUGUGCUACGUGAUAGAUAUGAAGGUGAUGAAGGUAAAGUGCAGCAGAGAAGAACAGUAUCCUCCCUAAGAGGUAGAAAGAGAUUACAGCAUACUGAAGUAAGAAGGGAGAACACAAUAAAAGUGGAGAUGGAUUCACAGGAUGAAGAUGAGAGCAUAGCCAUUACCAGCCUUGAGAUUGAAGAGCAAGAGGAGGCGUUUCUCAAGAUCCUCACCAUCCAUGCCCCUGAGACAGGAUGUUCUGGUCCAGGUGUCAAAGUAGAAGGUGAAGGAAAAGGCAUGAACAAAAGUCUAAUAGAUAGAGAUAGUGAUGAAUCUUGUUCAGCCAAUGGAAAGGGCUUGCCUCUACAAACAACUCUGGCAUUUGAUAAGAAAGACUUUCUAAGCCAUAGUGAAAAUGUGUUAGAUUCUCUGUCAAUGAUAAGUAGCAGUAAGUCAAGCCAGGUAAUAAGUCUAUCAUCUGAAGGUGGAAGUUCUGACAGUAUCAUGACACUGAGCGAGUUAGAUAAAGCUAGUUCUGUUAGAAUCAAAACGAGGAAGAUAGAAAGAACACAGGCAGAAGUGAAAAAGGUUGAAGAACCAGGAAAUGUGGGAGAGAAUUUGGAGAGUAGAGGAGCAACGGGAGGGAGAAGAGUAGGGAGAAAAGGAAAGAAUCAGGAGAAGAAAAGUAGAAAUAGUGAGAAGAAUAAUGCUGAAAGCACAAGAAGCAAAGGGGUAAAGAGAGAAAGAGAGAGGAUAUCUGAUGGGAAGGUAUGUGAAUUGUGUCAUGCUAAUUUCAAGACAAGGGCGGAAGCCUCCUUCCACAUGAGGUUAGACCACUAAAUUGACCCAGGGCAAAAGGGAGAUUUUUUUGUAAUGUUUACAUCAAAUACAUCCUUUAAGCUUAGUAUGGUAAAUUAAAAAUAUGUAUACUUCCAUGGAAUUAAUAAAGAUAAAAAUGCCAGAAAUUGUGAUAU